UAUUCCAUCAAUCAUCCAUAGUCGAUAUAAAGUGACUAAUAAACCAAUUGUCGCUGUCACAACACUAUCUCUGAAAUACCCGUUCCGUCGGUCGUUUAGUCCGUGUCGAAUUUAAUGAAAUAAUAACAUGGGUUACGUAUCAAUAAACUAAUUAUAGUAUAGUUGCUUUCCAAUAAUAUUGUUCAAUAAGCCUUACGAGUAACUGUUUACCGUAUUCAGCGAAGCAAUUCUCACCUGGAUCUGUUACGAGCAGAUUUUAUUUUUUUCAAACAUGAAAUGAUAUUUGAAUAUUUGAUAAGAAGAUAAACACACUGAAAAAAUGUCGUCCAGAGCGUCUCGAAAAGCUAAAUGCCCUCGACCCCUAGAACCGAUAAUUACAAGAACGAAAUCAGCACAACAAAGACAACAACUAACGAAUAAAAAGCAGAAAACCGAAAAACCGGAAAAACCGAAACUUACUAAAGAAAUAAAAUCGCCUAAAACUAAGAAAAAUAUAAGUAAGAAAGUUGCUCCACUUAAGAAAUGUGAUAAAAAAAUUGAUGAAGUUGUUGACCAAGUAGAGUAUUAUCCAAAUAAGUUGAAAAGAGAUUUAAAUAAUAAGAAGGUUGUAUUGAAACCGAAACAUAAUUUUAAGGUUAUUGCUACAGCUAAUAAAAGGAAACUGGGAGUACCGAAAAAAGGUAUAAAACAACUAGAAUCAGACGUCAAGUCCUGCACGCCGGCUGACCUCAGCAUGCAGGACAUGGUCCGCAUGGUCGAGGAGAGCAGGUCCCUGUCUGACGAGGACUUCAUGGAGAUCCUCACCUGCCCCAGCCCGGUGUGGUGGGAGGAUCCACCUGAUCAGACCUAUACCGAAGAAUGCCUUUACUCAAGAUCCCCUGAACCAAUUCGGAAGUCGCCAGAAAUACCAGUCAUCACGAUAUCUCCAGAACCUCCGCCCAAGAAGAAAGCGAAACAAACUAACAAGAAAAAGAAUAAAAUUACAAAAACAUCCAAAAGUCCAACAAUUUCGAAAAUAAUUGAACAAAAUAAAGAACAAAUUGUUGUUCGGAAAGACGAAAAAUUUGUCAAAAAACAACUCAAGUUAGAAAAUAUACUCGGUAAUAUUAAAAGUAAGAGUCAAAAUCAAAAAACUAAGAACGAUGAAACAAAAAAUGUGGAAACAAAACGAAAAUUGUCUGAAAGCACUGAAGGAGACAUCUCAGAUUUAAGUUUUAAUGAAGAAAUAUUAAAAAACAUUGAGUCCAUGGUCAUACCAAUAGAAAAGGCAAACGAACCAGAGACAGUAGAAGAAAUAAAAGAAGAAAUAAUAGAUGUUUCAAUACCACAAACAAUAGAACAGGAUAAAAAACCAGAGAUUAAAAUAGAAAAGACAGAAUGUUCAGUUAAUAAAAAAAGGAAAAGUAGUGAUGAGGUUAUAAAUGUCGAUAGUUACAACCCUAGUAUAAGCUUAAACGAUGAUUCUAAUUCAUCAGACGACUUUAGUAUAGAGCAAGACGCUUUGAACAGAUUAAAAAAUGAAUUGAAACAAGAAAAUUCAAAAGGAUCAGAUAAUGUAGGUAUCCCGUAUAAAAAAAUAAUAAAUGAUCUGACUGAAUAUAUAACCGUCUACAAAAUAAUACCAGAAAAAGCAAAAGCUAAAUUAAAUGCUGAAAUAAAAGCAAAAUGUCUGGAUAACAAGAAAUUAGAAAGAGUUAGAGGCAAACUGAACGAAUUCUUUAAACAGUGCAAAAAUAAAAAAAGAAUAAAAAAAAUUGACGCACCGAUUCCCGCGCGAAAUCUGACAGAUGUCAAACCGACCACAGAUGAAAAAGAGAACGGUGUGAAAUUCGAACUUGUUGAGAAAAAGUGCGAUCAGUGCAUCGAGAAAACCGUAAACGGGGAGACGGUUUCCUCGUGUGAUAAGUGCGAAUUGGUGCCUAUUUUACAUUGCGUUUCGUGUAACUUUCUGGCUGAGAGUAAGGAAUUGUAUAAAAAACAUGUUUCGAGUUGUAAAGAGAUUGAAAGAAUAUCAUGGACUAAUAAUCUUGUGUUAAAUCAAACAUGAAUAUGUGUUUAGAUAAAUUUGUGAAUAUAUAUAGUAAAGUUUAAAAUUUUGAUAG
Trichoplusia ni (cabbage looper) is the source of this 2102-nucleotide messenger RNA. RefSeq lists its product as uncharacterized. The transcript is spliced from 5 exons. Lineage: Eukaryota; Metazoa; Arthropoda; Insecta; Lepidoptera; Noctuidae. The coding region runs from base 320 to 2047 and encodes 575 amino acids. The record is from RefSeq and is a predicted model, not a curated record.